This is a messenger RNA of Pleurotus ostreatus (oyster mushroom), 1830 nucleotides long. RefSeq lists its product as uncharacterized. The record is from RefSeq and is a predicted model, not a curated record. Bases 1 to 1830 code for a protein of 609 amino acids. The transcript is spliced from 9 exons. Lineage: Eukaryota; Fungi; Basidiomycota; Agaricomycetes; Agaricales; Pleurotaceae.
AUGUUGGUGAAGCUCGCAAACUUGUGGAUCACCGUUUUGGCGAUUUCAUUGUCGGAUCUGGUCUUAGGCCGUGAAAGGUGGCUUGAGAGAGAUAACCGACCUGUUUUCCUUUACCCCCGUCGGUAUAUUGAGGAAGACAAUGUUCUCAACAAGCUUCUGGGGGCGUGCCCAGGAGAAGUGUGUAGAGAUUUGACUGCUCAAGCUGUCACCUCCCUUCUCGCUGCUCAGCCAGAAUGCUCGCAACAAGAUGCGGCAGAUGCUAUUAUUGAUGCAAGCAACCAGUUUGAUGCUACCAUUCAAGCAAACAUGAUUGCUAUCGCUAUCGAAUACCGUCAAACGGAGAAGAACACUCCCCCAGACUUCUCUACCGACCCACCUACUUUGAGAAACUCCGUCUUCUGCACGAAGGCGCCAAAGAACUCUCAGCUGAAUGGGCUGGUGCAAGCCCAAGAUCCUGACAAUGACCCCGAUCUCUUCUUUGACCCGGCAACCCAGUCCACUGUACGUAAAGGAGAGCAACCAAACACUUUCCCUUUCGGCCAGACAGACGCCUCCCCCCCUUCCCCUGCGACACCAACUGAACCAAGCUUCGACGACUUCGCAGACGUUUUCGUCGUAAACGAUGAACCCACUGCAGAGACAGCGACUGCUUGCGCGACUCGAAUCACUGUCUAUGUUGGCGGCAGUUUGGACAUACAACCCGUCGGCCCUGCUGUCACUGUUACCUAUGGGGACAUGUCUGCUUCUCCCACUCCUACAUCAACUUCAACACCUAACGAUGAUGUUGGAAACUUCGGUACCUGCACAACUCCCCAGAUCGAGUUUGGCGCAGGAUUCGAUGGACGCAAUGAAACCAGCUACCGGCCAGUAGACAAAGUCUCAUUCAAUCACAAAUCUGAUCAAAAUAUCGACGUCAUCAUUCAAUUUAUCUGCGAUACACUUAGCAACUUGUGUGAAGGAGAUCAGAGGGCACAAUCUACUUGUGUUACCGCCCGAGCGGCCGCAUCAGCCGCUCCCAAAGAUACAGGAGCUCAAGCAGAUGCGUUUAAUGACGCCUUUGGCGUUCCUACUGGGUUUGUCGAUAUACCUGCUCGCGAUACUUCAGGAACUCCAAUUCCCGGGACUGGGUCAGUCGCUGGGUCUUCGAGCUCAGUAUCCCUGCCAGCAUCAACAGUUACCUCUGCUUCUGCUUCCGCCCAGACCACACCAAGCAGCUCCAACUCUGAUGGCCUCGGUGACUUUGGAAGCUGUACAGUCCCACAAAUCGAAUUCGGUGCAGGCUUCGACAAUAGACGGGAAACGUCCUUCCGCCCUGUAGACCGAAUCUCAUACCCCCAGGGAUCUGCUCCGGACGUAGACACUGUUACACGGACAUUAUGCAACCAAUUAAUCAAUACCUGCGGUGCUAAUCAAGUCGCAUUUGCCACUUGUGCUGCUGCGCGAGCUGCUGCUAGCGCCGCUCCCAGCAGAACAGGUGCCCAAGCCGACGCGUUCAACGCUGUGUUCGGCAUUUCAACCAAUUUCGUUCUCAUCCAAGCCCUCGAUACCCGGGGUCAACCUUUGGGCAGUGGGAACACCCUUACCUCGACGGGGCGGAGUACCUCUACUACUCGUACGGCUACCUCGACAACCUCAUCAUCAACUCGAGCUACUGCUACCCCAACGCCGCCAGCUAAUAAUAACGGCAGCGGCAACAACAACGAUGAUGAUGGCAACCUUCAAACCUUCUCAGGCGCGCUGGGAGGCGUCGAAGCACCUCCCGUAACCGAUGCCGGCAAUGGACGAUUUAAGUUCAGGGGAACACCUUCAACAAUCGACAAGACGCGUUGA